UCACAGCCUCUAAAGGGAGAGUAGGCCUCCAUGGCACUAAUUUCUGCAAGAAAAAAACAACAAAUAAAGCGAUUUAUGGAGGAAGGUUGGAGAGUAGCCAAAGAAGAGAGAAGAGAGAGAUAGAUAUUGGAUUUUUAUUAGAGAUUUUAGAUUUUAGACUGAGAAAGAAAAUUGAUGAUAAAAAUACAAACAAGAGGAGAAGAGAGAAACCUGUCUCGUGAAGCAGCAGGUGAAAGAGAGAAAGGGAAGAAAAAACAAUAAUAAAAAAGUUCUCUCCUUUCUUUCUUUCUUUCUCCUCUCUCUCUCUCUUCUCUCUCUUCUCUCUAAGGACUUCACAUUCAUUCUUUGCUUCCUUCUUUUAUAUCACGAGAUCCCCAUCUCGGCUUCUUUUUCCCCUCUCUCUCUGUGUAUCUAUUGAUGUCUUCAUCAAAGCCUCUUCAUUUUCUGCUGCUUCUGGGUUUUUGUGUGUCUGCUUGCCGCCAUUGUUGUUCUUCUUGGAGUAGCUUCACUCGCAUACAUUGCUGAGGGUGCGGACCCCAGAAAGGAGAAAAAAGUACCGAAAUUUACAGAGGGGGAGAGAUAGAAAAAAUUUACAAGCUUUGCUUUUGUUUUUGGAAAUGUCGCAUUCUGGGAAGCCCAUUUCGGAGCUAGGCCUCGACUCGCUCAACGAUCGCUUCCGUGACUCGCUGAGUUGCGAAGCCAACAAGCCUGAUUUUCGAGAACUCGAUCUGGGUUCACCCGUUUCCCCUCUUCGGACCCGUCAAAGCGGCGGUCUUGCCACUGCAACAAGUAGUAGCUCCAGCUCGUCCGGAUCGUUCUCAGGCCGAAAUGGGCCCAACCCAGCUGCCAAAAGGUCCGAUUCAGCCCCAAACAACCACUCCGGCGAGCUGUCAGGCUCUAGUGAGAGCAGUCCCACCGCCGCCGAGAGCGUCCGAUCCGCCGGAAACACCCGAAAUUUCAAACCGGGUCAUACAAGAUCCGAUUCCGGCUCCACCCAUCCCUUAAUAUACUCGGGUCAGAGCUCUGUGAACUCUCCGCCACUCAAUGUUUUGCCCACUGGAAACAUAUGCCCGUCUGGAAAAAUCUUAAAAACGGGUUUGGUCCCAAACCGGAGCUCCAGAAGCGAUGUUUUGGGUUCGGGUAUGGGCAAUUACGGUCACGGGAGCAUAAUGCGGGGCGGCCCGGCGGCGAAAGGUGGCGGCAUAGAGGCGGUGAGUACUGUGACUUCGAGGGUAACUGGCGGCGGAGACUUGUUGAAGAGAACAAUGGUGAGUGCGGAUCCAGAGGAGGUGAAGAGAGCUGGGAAUGAGCAGUACAGAAGAGGCCAUUUUGCGGAGGCUUUGAGCUUGUACGAUCGGGCAAUCGCAUUGUCUCCGGCCAAUCCAGCCUACCGGAGCAACCGGGCGGCGGCAUUGACCGGUCUCGGGCGGCUGGUGGAGGCCGUGAGGGAAUGUGAAGAGGCAGUAAGGUUGGAUCCCAAUUAUGGCAGAGCUCACCAGCGUUUGGGGUCUUUGUUUCUUAGGUUAGGACAAGUUGAAAAUGCCAGGGGGCACCUUUGUUUUCCAGGGUUGAAGCCAGAUCCGGCUGAGUUACAGAAAUUGCAGGCAGUAGAGAAGCAUCUCAAAGCUUCUGGAGCUGACUUUUCUCCUCAGCUCUGUAUGUGUAGAGCGGAAGCACUUUUGAAGCUCCACCAAAUUGAUGAUGCUGAAUUAGUCUUAUCAAACACACCCAAAUUAGAGACCAACCCCUCACAAUCUAAGUUCUUUGGGAUGCUUUCUGAAGCUUACAGUUACUUUGUCGUGGCCCAAAUUGAGAUGGCAUUUGGAAGGUUUGAGAAUGCAGUUACUGCUGCUGAGAAAGCUGGGCUGAUUGAUCCUCGGAACAUUGAAGCUGCAGUGCUGCUUAAUAAUGUGCGUAUGGUUGUGAGAGCCCGUGCCCGAGGCAAUGAUCUCUUCAAGUCCGAAAGGUUCACUGAAGCUUGCUCAGCAUACGGAGAUGGUCUGAGGCUUGAUCCUUCAAACUCUGUUCUAUUUUGCAACAGAGCAGCUUGUUGGUUUAAACUUGGGAUGUGGGAGCGAUCCGUUGAAGACUGCAACCAGGCCCUAUGUAUUAAACCCAAUUACACAAAAGCCCUACUUAGAAGGGCUGCCUCAAACAGCAAGCUAGAAAGAUGGGUAGAUGCUGUUAGAGAUUAUGAGGUCUUGAGGAAGGAGCUUCCUGACGACAAUGAAGUUGCUGAAUCUUUUUUUCAUGCUCAAGUUGCAUUAAAAAAAUCCCGCGGGGAAGAAGUUUAUAAUAUGAAGUUUGGCGGUGAAGUAGAAGAAAUAUUAGGUCUUGAGCAGUUCAGAGCUGCAAUGGCUUUACCAGGUGUCUCUGUGGUCCAUUUUAAAGCAGCCUCUGAUUUCCAAUGCAAGCAAAUAUCUCCUUUUCUGGACACACUUUGUGGCCGGUACCCAUCCAUAAAUUUCCUCAAGGUUGACAUUGAAGAAAACCAAGCAGUUGCAAACACUGAAAAUGUGAGGAUUGUACCAACAUUCAAGAUUUACAAAAAUGGUAGCCGAGUGAAGGAAAUGGUGCGCCCCAGCCGUCAAAUGUUGGAACACUCGGUCAGGCAUUAUAGCUUCUAGAAUCAGGACUGUACUGUAAUUCUGCUGCUCUGCCGUAGUUUUGAGUUUUUCUUGUUGCUCCCCGGCCCCCAGUUUGUUAGGAACUCUCCUACAGCCCUUCCUUUCUGCCUCCCACCAUAUAAGCUUUACAAGAUACCUGUGACAUAAUCAGAAUCACCAAAUAAUCUCGUUAGCGACCAAUGCCAGUGGAUCCCAGAGAGGUAGCUUAGUUCCUUCUUCAGUUUUUAUUUAUUCAUUCAUUCCUCAUUGCUCUCUGGUUCCACUUUCUUCCUCCUUUCUCCUUUUCUCCUUUUUUCCUUUUUACCAUAUCUUUGAACUUUUUUCAUUUUCAUUCUCAUGUAGGCCGGCCUGGUUCCUGUAUCCCCACUUCCAAAAAAAAAAAAAUGAUAACUGUGUACAAUUGUUUAAAUUGGCCUUUUAGUUUUAUUUGAGAGAGAGAGAGAGAGAGAGAGAGAGAGAGAGAGAGAGAGAGUCUGUGUCUCAGUGAGAGGGAGAGAGAGAGAGCUGGCUGGCUGGCUGUAGCAGAGGAUCUGUACAUGUAUAUAUGUGAUAUAUACAAAACAAUGGAAGUCAUGAGGGAGAUUGGAUGUCCGGUGGGUACUUACUGGGUUAGUGAAGGAAGGAUGAAUAUGUUAUUAUUGUUGUUUCUUUUCUCAAACCAAUUAUUCAACAAUAAAAAUUUCUAUUUUUCU
Prunus mume (Japanese apricot) is the source of this 3319-nucleotide messenger RNA. NCBI's taxonomy places the organism in Eukaryota, Viridiplantae, Streptophyta, Magnoliopsida, Rosales, Rosaceae. The record is from RefSeq and is a predicted model, not a curated record.